AGGGGAGGUAACUUUAAAUUUCUUUUGUUUGCUUUUAAAAUCUUCAUAUACAUAACAGUGUACUUUACUGUAGAACAACAAGUACAGACUGUAUGGGAUGGUGAAUCACAUGGGCGGUCUAGCAGGAGGACAUUAUACAGCCACCAUCCUGUCCCAUGAGGACAACACCUGGUAUGAGUUUAAUGACGAUCACAUCAACAAGGUUGAAGAGCAACCCUUUGCACAAAACAGGACUUACAAUUCCAGCACUGCAUAUCUGCUCGUGUACAGAGCCUCAAAUGUGAGAGACAGGGGGAAAGGACGACAGGAUAUGGAUGAACAAAGGGAACAAAAAAGAAAAAGGGAAGCUGCUGAGAGAGAAAACAGGUUCCUGGAACAAAAUCAAGAGAGUCGAAGACCAAUGAAAAAAGCUGUGAAGAAAGCAGUCAGUCUUCAGGUUCAAAAAGAAAGUUUAAUCUUGGACAUAAAGGAAGAAGAUGCUCUGCUCCAUCCCGAACAAAACACGAGGUACCCAAGUCAACAACGCCCGGUUGAUCACACAACAGCAGAAAGGAGGAAACAAAGGCUCCAAGUUGAGGAAGGUGAGAACUGUCCGCAACCCUGCAGGAAUCCAACUGGCAUCCAUAAGAAAGCUCUUUUGAUUUCUCUCGUCAGUAUUAUUGGCGCAUUAAUUGUGAUAGUUCCUGUUUUAGUCAUGACUCUGAAGAAAUCUUAGCAUACAGAUGAUUUAUGUGAGCACUGAACAAAGGUUCAAAAAUGUCCAAAAUGGUUUCAAACAAACAGGCAUUGAAUGUAAAAAUGUCUAAUUUUAUGAAAUUUGC
Epinephelus fuscoguttatus (brown-marbled grouper) is the source of this 821-nucleotide messenger RNA. RefSeq names its product ubiquitin carboxyl-terminal hydrolase 47-like. Gene Ontology annotation, biological process: protein deubiquitination. Bases 98 to 715 code for a protein of 205 amino acids. NCBI's taxonomy places the organism in Eukaryota, Metazoa, Chordata, Actinopteri, Perciformes, Serranidae. The record is from RefSeq and is a predicted model, not a curated record. The transcript is spliced from 5 exons. Gene Ontology annotation, molecular function: cysteine-type deubiquitinase activity.